AUGCCAGAAAUUGUGCUCGUUGUUUCAAAUGCUGGCCAUGCUUUGAAAGAAAUUUCAAAAGAAAUUCCCAGUGAAGAAACUUUCAAGACAUAUACUCAACAGUUUCUAAAUUCACUUCAGAGUAUUGAAAAAGGUCUUCAAGAGCAAAUCACAUACCUUUCAGAGGUUGCAACAGGGCAACCUCAUGAAGGCUCUAUAUAUGCUGCUGAAAAGGAUUUCUCUUUGAUUUGCCAAGGAACACACAUUGCCAAGCAACAUGUUGAAGGCUUAGUCAAAAUUUCCAAGCAUAUUAAUGGUGGCUAAUGAUAUGAAGUUAUGUGCGACUUGUUAUGGAUUGGUUGAUAGAAAUGUUUUUAAAAAUUUGACAAAUUAUUUGGCCAUCCCUGAGUAUCUGAUCAUAUGAUUAAUUUGAUAGCUUGCUAAUGACAGGUUUAUUGCAUCAUCCCAUUGGCCAAUGUUGCACCCCUACAAUCCAUGAAAAAAUACAACUAAUGUCAAACUUUUUAGUAGUGCAGAAAAAAUACUACAUGCAGUUUAGACGUUUAGACAAGCAUAAAUCAGAAAUAACGCAUUUUCAAAUAAAAGUCUUUUAUUUUUUAACUUUUUCCGUCUACAAAUACUCAUAUUUGUAAUGGGAUUCUCUUUUUAUGUGACAAACAAUAAACAUGGUCACAAAAGA
This is a messenger RNA of Xenia sp. Carnegie-2017, 679 nucleotides long. Its product is annotated as mediator of RNA polymerase II transcription subunit 11-like. NCBI's taxonomy places the organism in Eukaryota, Metazoa, Cnidaria, Anthozoa, Malacalcyonacea, Xeniidae. Gene Ontology annotation, cellular component: mediator complex. The transcript has 4 exons. Gene Ontology annotation, molecular function: transcription coregulator activity. The coding region runs from base 1 to 303 and encodes 100 amino acids. Gene Ontology annotation, biological process: regulation of transcription by RNA polymerase II. The record is from RefSeq and is a predicted model, not a curated record.